AGUGUUCAUUGUAGAAUCAUUGCUAAAUCAUUGUGUGCUGUGUUUAUCAACAAAACAGACGAGAAACAAAAAUUUUGUUUAAAAAUUCAUUGUUAAUAUUUGAAAAUCAAAUGAGUGAUAUGAAAAAUCAAUGCAAAAACAAGAAGUCUACCAGUGCCAGUGGAAAAUUUAAGAUUAAUUUCAAUCAGGAUUACACGUCUCUUUCCGUCGUAAGCGAUAGUGGCUACAAGUUAUUUGCCAUUCAAGGCGUCAGUAAAGUUGACGAGAUCUUUUCAAGUGAUCAUGUCGAUACGAGAAUUGCGGAAAGGCUCUUCUCAAGCUCAUUGGUGGCCACCGUUUGGACGAGUGAACAAAAUAAGCUGAAGAUAUGUCAUUUUAAGAAGAAGGCUGACAUCUGUGAAUUUAAAUACCCGAAGCAUAUAUUGAGUGUAACAAUGAAUCGUUCGCGUCUUGUUGUAUGUCUCAAGGAUAGCAUUUAUAUUCACAAUAUACGAGAUAUGCGAUUGCUUCAUUCCAUAAAAGGGUUACCUGAGAAUCCAACCGGUUUAUGUUCGCUCUCUCUUAAUUCUCAUCUUGGAUAUCCCAUUUCGAAUGAGAUAGGAAAUAUUCAGAUAUUCGAUGCUGGUUCAAUGAAGCCACGAUUGAUGAUCCCAGCUCAUUGCUCUAGAGUUGCAGCUAUGAGUUUUUCAUUGACUGGCGUCUUAUUGGCGACUGCAUCAGAAAAGGGGACCGUCAUUCGUGUUUUCUGUGCUAAAAACGCCCAACGUUUGAUGGAAUUUCGUCGUGGCAUGAAACGAUUUGCACAGAUUGUUUCGCUCAAUUUUAGCAUAUGUAAUAAUUAUGUGAGCGCCAGCAGUAACACGGAGACUAUUCACAUAUUCAAGAUCGACCAGAAAGCGAAAGAAUUGAGUGAACGACGUCAAGAUAAAAGCAUUAAAAACAGCAGUGAUGAUGAGAAUGAAAAACCAGUCGAAGACGAGCGACCAGGAUUCAUGAAAGUUUUCUCUAAAGCGAUUGAAACGAUAAAUCCAUUGAGUAAUGUGAUGAGUCAAGACAGAGCUUUUGCGUAUGUUCAAUUGGCUGAGCCAGGACUUCGCUAUCAAUGUGUUGUGACAAAACUUGAAAAGGAAACAAGAUUGUUGGUUGCUUGUGAUGAUGGAUUUCUGUACAUUUACAAUGUCGAUCCUAAUGGUGGAGAAUGUGAAUUGGUGCGAGCUCAUGACUUACGUGGUUCACUUUACGACAUCACUGAAUUGAGUGGAUCAUGUGACUCGUCAUUUACAACAUCAGAAACGGAGAAUGUCGAGACAAAGGAAAAUAUUUUGCAAUCAAAUCCAAUUGUAAAGUCGAGUUAUGCUGAGGUCAUGAAAGGGAAAGCAUGUGCUGAUGAUAAGGCUGAUAUCAAACCGUUGAGUGACAUUAAUGAUGUUGUUGAAUACUCUGCUAAAAAUAAUAUUCAAAUUUUCGAUGAUGUGCAAUUUCCACCAGUUUGUCAAGCAUGAAAACCACAAAAACGCCAUAGAAAGAGUCGAAGGAAAAGUUAAAGUCGCAGUUUUUAUUUUUUUGAAUUACCUAACACAUAAAAGUUUCGAUGCACAAAACUUAGAAAUUUAUAAAUUGCAAUAAUUCGAUUCAGAAAUUUUUUUAAAAGUUUUCAAUUUUCAAUCGUUUUUUGAUGAUCUGUAAAAUAAUAAAUUAUUCGUAGAAACAACUUCAACAUUCUUUGUCUCGUUGAUUCCCUUUCGUAUCUUUGAAAUAUUAAAUAGUAAUUAAUAAAUGUUAAAAUAUCCUCGGCAUUUAAAUGCAUCAGUAGAGUGAAAGAGAUAAAGGGAAGAAGGAAAAUGUUAGUUAAAAACAUGUACAUUUAAUUUAAUCAGAGUUAAGCUAUAAACAUAAAUAAAGUGAUGUACCUUACUCGUAUAGAGAGUUCCAGAAAAAUAAUAUCAAAUAAUGAUUUCAAUGACCUUUCAUGCAAUAUAUUUCUUUCAUUUAAUAAUUACACUGUAGAUAUAUUGUUGUAUAAUUAAGUAAUAUUAUUGAGGCGAACAAAGCUGGUAGAUCUGAAAGUUCUUUAAUUUCCCGAUCCACAUUCCAGCUCUGGUCGAGAGUAGGUUACUUGUACAAUUUCAUUAUUUUAUUGUAGAACAUUAAGUCAAAAGGCAUUUCACUUAUCAUUCUAAGAUUUGACAAUUUCAAUCUGACCCAAAAUCGAGAUGAUAAUUCUGAAAAAAAUUCAGAAAUUCCAAUUCAUAUUUCGCAAUAAAUUUUUGUUCUCAAUUCAAAAGCGUUGAUUGAAUUCACUUCAUUCCUUCUUUUCAGUAUCUUUUCAAUUUAUAUUCUUUAAGUAUUCAUUUAAAACAUAGAUAUCAACAUAUAUUUAUGAAAUAUAAUUUAUUUAUAAUCAUGUUUGCAUUGAUUUGACUACGGCAAAUAAAAAAUCACCAAAAAAAUAUGAAAAAUUCGAAAAUAAAUAAAAAAUGCUUUGAGGAAAGCAUAAAGAC
Clunio marinus is the source of this 2501-nucleotide messenger RNA. The record is from the annotation of a GenBank genome assembly. Lineage: Eukaryota; Metazoa; Arthropoda; Insecta; Diptera; Chironomidae.